Erigeron canadensis is the source of this 806-nucleotide messenger RNA. Its product is annotated as ubiquitin-conjugating enzyme E2 7-like. Gene Ontology annotation, molecular function: ubiquitin conjugating enzyme activity. Lineage: Eukaryota; Viridiplantae; Streptophyta; Magnoliopsida; Asterales; Asteraceae. The record is from RefSeq and is a predicted model, not a curated record. The transcript is spliced from 6 exons. The coding region runs from base 83 to 589 and encodes 168 amino acids. Gene Ontology annotation, biological process: ubiquitin-dependent protein catabolic process; protein polyubiquitination.
UCUAUAUAAACUAAAAUUUGUGUCGGCUGUAUCUAUAAUUCUAUAUCUCUAGAAGUUUCGCUUUACAUCCAUCCAUCCAUCAAUGGCUUCUUCAUCUCAAGCAAGUCUGCUUCUUCAGAAACAGCUUAAAGAUCUUUGUAAAAACCCUGUUGAUGGAUUCUCUGCUGGGCUUGUUGAUGAAAAUAAUUUAUUUGAAUGGAGUGUUACUAUUAUUGGUCCCCCUGAUACAUUAUAUGAUGGUGGUUUUUUUAAUGCCAUAAUGAGCUUCCCGCCGGAUUAUCCAAACAGCCCACCAACUGUGAGAUUUACAUCAGAGAUUUGGCAUCCAAAUGUUUACGCUGAUGGAAAGGUCUGUAUAUCGAUUCUUCAUUCCCCUGGUGAUGAUCCUAAUGGUUAUGAGCUAGCAAGUGAGCGUUGGAACCCUGUACAUACGGUUGAGAGCAUAAUGUUGAGCAUCAUAUCAAUGCUUUCAAGCCCCAAUGAUGAAUCUCCUGCAAACGUUGAAGCUGCGAAAGAAUGGAGAGAAAGAAGACAGGAAUUCCGGAGGAAAGUGGGCCGAUGUGUGAGGAGAUCACAAGAAAUGGCAUGAAAGCUCCACUCGUACACCCAAAUUGACACGAGUAUGAGCAGCACUACUUGUAGAAUUACCAUUGACGUUGCCAUUGACAUUUGAUGUUUUGUUCUAUUGUGGUUUUCUUUUUUUUUUCUUUUUUUUUGCUUUAUGACUUCACACGAGGAAAGAAUAGGUUUGAUUUACUUUUUGUGGGAAGACAUUUAUGAAGUAUAAGCCGAUUUUUUUUUGUGUG